UGAACUCACAUGAUUGAUUAUUUACCUGGAAAAGCAGCAUGUAGUCCUGCUCGGACAGGGAGCUAUACCCAUAAUGGAUUCUGGCAAGCAGCUCACAGGGACUCUGGUCCUGGCCGUGUUCACUGCGGUGCUGGGAUCACUGCAGUAUGGCUACAGCCUGGGGGUCAUCAACGCUCCUCAGAAGGUGAUCGAGAGGCACUAUGGCCGCUCCCUUGGCGUGGUGCCUGAUGAUGACUUGGCCAGUAACCGCAUAGUGCUUGGCAACACCACCGAGCCAGAGGAGGUCCACCCCUCCGUGGUCAUGUACUGGUCUUUAUCGGUGGCCAUUUUCUCUGUCGGUGGAAUAUUCUCCUCCUUCUUGGUUGGCUUUGUGGCCGACUUCCGAGGAAGGAUUAAAGGCAUGCUAGUUGUGAACGUCCUGGCUAUUGCUGCAGGCCUUCUGAUGGGCCUGGCUAAAAUGGGGAAAGCCCACAUCAUGGUCCUCUCAGGCCGUGCCGUCAUGGGCUUCUACUGCGGUCUCUCAUCUGGACUGGUCCCCAUGUAUGUUGGAGAGAUUUCUCCUGUAGCAUACCGAGGUGCUUUAGGAACACUUCACCAACUGGCCAUAGUAACAGGCAUUCUCCUCAGUCAGGUCAUUGGCCUGGACUUCCUGCUGGGUAAUGAUGACUACUGGCCCCUGCUGCUUGGCCUGUCUGGUGCCCCAGCCAUCCUGCAGACAUUACUGCUCCCUCUGUGUCCAGAGAGUCCACGCUACCUCUAUAUCAAACAGGGCAAGGAGCAGGAGGCCUGCAAAUCACUGAAGAGGUUUAAGGGUGAGUACGACACCUCCAAAGACAUAGCGGAGAUGAAGGCAGAGAAGGAUGAGUUGAUGAAGGAGAGACCUGUGACCAUUCUGGGCCUGCUGCGUUCCUCUGCGCACCGCCAGCAGCUCUUUGUGGCCCUGAUGAUGCAUCUGUCCCAGCAGUUCUCUGGAAUCAACGCCAUCUUUUAUUACUCCACAGCAAUCUUUUACAAAGCAGGAGUCACACAGCCUGUGUAUGCUACAAUCGGUGUUGGAGUCAUAAACCUAGUCUUCACUAUGGUCUCGGUGGCUAUGGUGGACAGGGCUGGUAGACGGACACUAACAUUGAUUGGAUUGGCAGGAAUGUGUUUGUGUGCCAUAGCCAUGACAGUGGGCCUAGUUUACUUGCACACUUAUUCUUGGAUGAGCAUCGUGAGCAUGGCAGCCAUAUUCCUUUUUGUCAGCUUCUUUGAGAUAGGGCCUGGACCUAUCCCAUGGUUUAUAGUGGCUGAGCUCUUCAGCCAGGGUCCCCGUCCAGCUGCUAUUGCACUGGCUGGCUGCUGCAACUGGACAAGCAACUUCAUCGUUGGCAUGUUUUUCCCCUAUGUAGAGGUUCUGCUUGGGAAUUAUGUGUUCAUCCUGUUUGCUGGGUUUCUUUCCAUCUUCACACUCUUCACAUACUUUCGUGUCCCUGAGACCAAGGGCAAGACCUUUGAGGAGAUUGCUGCCGUGUUCCAGCGGAAGCGGAAAGGCUCACCAGCAGGAGCCAGUGUAACGACGGAAUUAGAGCAGCUCAAGUCUUCUGCAGAGGCCUGAGGAUGGAAACAGUGAAUCCUCUUGCAUAUUGAGAAUGCAGGCUGUUACUGUAACUUUAAAUAAGCUUGGUGGAAUUUUUGCCUGCUACCAUUGGCAUAAAUAUAAAUGUUAUGCAUCUACAUAACAAUACUAUUAUGCAUUUCUACAGCUAAAUGUGAGUGAGAUGAAAGCAAAACCUAAUAAUGGUCUGGAGAGAGACUAAAGACCUCUAUAUAUUUUAAAUUUAUGUUAAUAUUUUUAUUUCAAUAUUUAGCUCAACAUGUUUGCCUUAUCAUUUUAAAGGCGCAGUCAAUGAUCACUCAUGAUCCGCUAGUUGCCCAUUCUGAAAGUACACUGUAAAAAACCUGGUCUCUGUAGGCAGCCCAGGCUUCUAAAACUGGAAACGAAGUGGGGGCAGCCUGUCCCCCAAACAAAACGAAACCCUGUGCAGUUUCUCUGGGAAUACUAUAGGGAGGGGUGAGCUACCUUUCUGGUGUGUUUUGUUUGGUCCUUGGUUAACAUAAACAAAUGCAACUUCCUGCAGAAUUGCUGUCUGUACCUUUAAGUGUGCUGUUUUUAAUAUUGUGGGAUGCCCCUGACUGAUGUUUUCAUAUGUAACUGUAAUGAUUGAUGUCAAUCAUGUGGAUUUCUGUCCAAGCUUAAAUGUACAUGUUGCAAUGUAGGCAAUAUAAGUUGGUGUGACUGUGUAUUUAUACAAGGCAUUUCAGAGCAAGCAGACAAUUUCAUUAAUGUUUACAGGAAGAGAGGUGAUUUACAUGUAUGCCAUAAACUUGUAUUGCUAUUUCAUUAUUUUGUUAUUUUUGAGAUCAGUUGGCCUAUUAAAACCAGCAUUUUCCAUCUAAAAGUUAAGUAAGUUUGCGACAGCAUCAGUACCAUCUUGUUAAUAUAACUGGAAGGAAAUUUCAUGAUUGCCAAUGCAGUAUUCAAAGAUCCUGUUAUGGGAAUGGAAAAUGCUAAUAAAUUAGCUGAAUCUUCAAUAAUUCUUGCACACAUAGCCUAGCUUGUCAUGUGAGGUUUCUGAGAAUAUUCAUUUGAUAUCCCAAAUGUUUUCAAGACAGGUUAUUUGUGAAAGCAAAGAUGUCAAAUGUGGUAGCACUGAAUUAACAUUCAAAAUUAAUGAAGGGUAAAUUGUUAAAAUGAUUUAUGAAUGAAACUCUGAGUUUACGUAACUUGAAUGAAAAUUACUAAAUAAAAAAAGGUCUAAGGAAAAUUA
Alosa alosa (allis shad) is the source of this 2810-nucleotide messenger RNA. RefSeq names its product solute carrier family 2 member 2 (gene slc2a2). The transcript has 11 exons. Gene Ontology annotation, cellular component: brush border; membrane. NCBI's taxonomy places the organism in Eukaryota, Metazoa, Chordata, Actinopteri, Clupeiformes, Clupeidae. Gene Ontology annotation, biological process: monosaccharide transmembrane transport. The record is from RefSeq and is a predicted model, not a curated record. Gene Ontology annotation, molecular function: hexose transmembrane transporter activity. Bases 74 to 1597 code for a protein of 507 amino acids.